Messenger RNA from Erpetoichthys calabaricus (reedfish), 1663 nucleotides. It is a transcript of the gene ppp5c, whose product is annotated as protein phosphatase 5, catalytic subunit. The record is from RefSeq and is a predicted model, not a curated record. Gene Ontology annotation, molecular function: protein serine/threonine phosphatase activity; protein binding. Bases 44 to 1507 code for a protein of 487 amino acids. Lineage: Eukaryota; Metazoa; Chordata; Cladistia; Polypteriformes; Polypteridae. The transcript is spliced from 13 exons. Gene Ontology annotation, cellular component: cytosol; nucleus.
GCGGCCGCGUGUUUUGCGUACAUUGCGACUGCGCGUGCCCAGCAUGGCGGAUUGCGGCAGUGCAAUGAUGGCGGAGGCUGAGCGGAGCGCGGAGACCCUCAAGGAGAAGGCGAAUAACUACUUUAAAGAUAAGGAUUAUGAAAACGCCAUCAAGUACUACACGGAGGCACUGGAGAUCAACCCAGACAAUGCCAUCUACUUUGGGAACCGGAGUCUUGCUUAUUUGCGUACUGAAUGUUAUGGCUAUGCAUUGGCUGACGCAACCCACGCAGUGGAACUUGACAAGAACUAUAUUAAGGGUUACUAUCGUCGGGCCACUUCAAAUAUGGCCCUUGGGAAGUUCAAAGCAGCACUGAAGGAUUAUGAGACAGUUGUAAAAGUCAGACCAAAUGACAAGGAUGCCAAGAUGAAGUAUCAAGAGUGCAGUAAGAUAGUCAAGCAAAAAGCAUUUGAACGUGCCAUCGCCAGUGACGAGCUCAAGCGGUCAGUGGUUGAUUCACUGGACAUAGAGAGUAUGACAAUUGAAGAUGAUUAUUGUGGACCGAAGUUGGAAGAUGGAAAGGUCACAUUGACCUUUAUGAAGGAAAUGAUGAAGUGGUUUAAGGAACAAAAAAAACUACACAGAAAAUGUGCUUACCAGAUUUUGGUACAAGUAAAAGAAGUAUUGGCCAAACUUCCUAGUCUUGUAGAAAUUACAUUGAAAGAGGCAGACAAAAUAACUAUAUGUGGUGACACACAUGGCCAGUACUAUGACUUGCUGAAUAUAUUUGAAUUAAAUGGCUUACCUUCUGAGACCAACCCAUAUUUAUUUAAUGGUGAUUUUGUAGACAGAGGCUCUUUUUCUGUAGAAGUCAUCCUCACCUUGUUUGGGUUCAAGCUGCUAUAUCCUGAUUGCUUCCAUCUUUUGAGAGGGAAUCAUGAAACUGACAACAUGAACCAAAUGUAUGGAUUUGAAGGAGAAGUAAAGGCCAAAUAUACUCCACAAAUGUUUGAAUUGUUCAGUGAAGUCUUCCAGUGGUUGCCUUUGGCACAGUGCAUUAAUGGCAAAGUGCUUGUAAUGCAUGGAGGCCUCUUCAGUGAAGAUGGCAUAACACUUGAAGAUAUUAGGAAAAUAAACAGGAACAGACAACCACCAGAUUCAGGACCAAUGUGUGAUUUGCUAUGGUCUGAUCCCCAACCCCAGGAUGGUCGAUCUGUUAGUAAGCGGGGCGUCAGCUGCCAGUUUGGUCCAGAUGUAACCAGAAAGUUCCUUGAACAGAACAAACUAGAAUAUAUUAUCCGCAGCCAUGAGGUUAAGGCAGAGGGAUAUGAGGUCACUCAUGCGGGCAAGUGCAUCACAGUCUUCUCUGCACCCAAUUACUGUGAUCAAAUAGGAAAUAAAGGGGCGUACAUCCACCUCAGGGGAUCUAAUCUUAUACCAGAGUUUCAUCAGUUCACAGCUGUGCCUCAUCCAAAUGUCAAGCCAAUGGCGUAUGCUAAUACAUUGAUGCAAUUGGGAAUGAUGUAGCUGUGCAAAAGUUUUUGGAUGUCUGCCAUGUUUCAAUGACUUAAGUGGUUUUUCUAUUUUAUGUUUUGUUCUGGUUUUGGUUUACUCCCUUCCUCGUUCACAACAAAAUCAUUUUUCAAUUCUCUGUUUCUGUUCAUCCUGUGAUCUGCCAAACUA